CAUCUUUUUUUUGUUUUUCAACCUGGCCACAAUGAAAACAAUGAACAAUUAUAUUUUUAUGUGGUUGCUUUUGUUCGGGUUUUCAAUAACAAACGCAUUUCCAAAGAGUGACAUUGAAAAUUUAUGCAAAGAGACACCUGAUGCAGCCUUCUGCACCACACAACUCCUAAAUGAUCCACGAAUACCACCCGCGCCACUUCUCAGCGAUGUGCUUAUAAUUGUGAUUUCGCUUUCACAAAAACAAGUGCAAGACGCAAUGAUUCAUAUUAACAGCAUCCGUCGAAACUUCGAAGGUCGGAGCGAGAUACAACAGAUUGAUAAUUGCAAUUCCAAAUAUCUUGGCGCUUCGGGAAGGUUCUCUGAGGCCACAGAUUUUGCACUAAAAAAGACUUAUACGGCAGUGAUCACUUUUGCGGGUGAUGCCAAGGACGCUGUGACCCAGUGCCAAAGUGAAUUGGUAAAGAAUAUGAUACAAAUAUCUCCUCUCACUUUAUAUAACACAAAUAUUUCUAAACUAUAUGAAAUCAUUCUUGUUAUUACCAAAAAGCUUGGAGUGAGAAUUUAAUAUAUUUUUUCGGCCAGUGUAAAAAUAAAUUAUUAAUAAAGGUCAUUUUGUAAUAAAAAUUAGGAGGUUAUAUAUUAGAGGAAACAGUAACUUGGCUGUUUCGUCAAGAAUAUGUAAAGCAAGGGCCGUACACACAUGAUAUAGAAACAUAAACAUUGUUUAAGGCAUCAAACUUUUUAUUACAAUUAUAAUUAUAUUGUAUUAAUUUCAAAUAAUAAUUUUCUUUUUAC
This is a messenger RNA of Thlaspi arvense, 795 nucleotides long. Lineage: Eukaryota; Viridiplantae; Streptophyta; Magnoliopsida; Brassicales; Brassicaceae. The record is from the annotation of a GenBank genome assembly.